AUGGCUAGAGAACCUAAAUUAACAAACACUGCUCCAGAAUACUGGCGACCAGCAAAAUCGCAAAAUCCAUUACUGCAAACUUUGGGUAUUCCACAUGUGGAUUCUUUCAAUUACUUGCUGGAUGAAGGUCUUAAUAAAGCUGUGAAUGAAAUUUAUCCAGUUCAAUUCACUCUUGGCAGUGGAGACAAAAUAAAGCUGUGGAUUGAAAGCGCUCAGCUUAGAGAUCCAAGAGUACCGGACGGCACAAUCGGUGUCAAAAGUCGCAAAAUAUAUCCUACAGAAUGUCGUCAAAGAGGCAGCACUUACAAAGGAUUAGCGACUGUGAAAGUGGGAUGGUCUGUAAAUGGAAAAAUACAUCCAUCUGUGGACAAAGAUUUGGGAGAAGUUCCCAUUAUGGUCAAGUCCAGUAAGUGCCAUUUAAAUGGGUUAAAUCCUACACAAUUGGUAGCCCAUAAGGAACACGAAGACGAAUGGGGUGGUUAUUUUAUAAUAAAGGGUCACGAAAAACUGAUAAGAAUGCUGUUAAUGACCAGGAGAAAUUAUCCCGUUGCAGUGAGAAGAUCCGGUUGGAAGCAACGUGGAAGUAUGUACACAGAUCUUGGUCUCACCAUAAGAUGUGUGCGAGAAGAUUGUACUUCGGUGACUAACACGCUACAUUAUGCCACUGAUGGAUCAGUAACUCUGCACUUCUCUCAUCGAAAAAAUAUGCAAUUUAUACCCCUGCUCUUAAUUUUAAAAACUUUGAUAGACGUACCAGAUAUUUAUAUAUAUAACGCUUUGACUGCCGGCUUUGAAGAUGAUAAACAAUAUCACGGCUACAUUGCAAAUAUGAUGCGAACAGUCAAAGAAGAAGGUCUGAUUACUCACGAUCAGUGUAAAUCUUACAUAGGAAAGAUAUGCAGAGUCAGAUUUUAUGAAGUACCUGCCGACGCUAAAGAUUCCGAAGUCUGCGACUUUAUUAUCAAGUAUUGUAUAGCAAUUCAUCUUGACGAUCCAACUGAUAAAUUUCAGUUGCUCGUCUUCAUGACGAAAAAACUUUUCUCAGCUUCUAAGGAAAAUUGUAUAGUCGAAGGUGUUGACGCCGUUAUGAUGCAAGAAUGUUUGGUCGGUGGUCAUUUGUACCUGCAGGUUCUUAAAGAGAAAAUUGCCAGUUGGCUGAAUAACGUGAGAUUGGUGAUUAUGAAGAAGGCGAGAUCGAUUGCUAAUUAUACACUAAAGCCCCAGGAUGUUUUGAACGCUUUGAAGAAUGCUGGAACCCUUGAAAGUGCGAUGCAAAAUUUCUUGGCGACUGGAAACAUUAGAAGUGAUACAGGUUUAGGUUUAAUGCAAAGCACGGGUUUUGCGAUAGUCGCUGAAAAUAUUAACAGAAUGCGUUAUAUGAGUCACUUUAGAUCGAUUCAUAGAGGUACAUUCUUCACGGAAAUGAGGACAACUGAACAUCGAAAACUGCUUCCUGAUGCUUGGGGUUUCAUUUGCCCCGUUAACACACCCGAUGGUACACCUUGUGGUCUUCUCAAUCACUUGACAAUGAACUGCAUCGUAACGAAAUAUCCCGAUCCAAAAUUAAAGGAAGCAAUACCUCUGGUCUUGCUGGAUUUAGGAAUGUUACCUUUGUCAAUCGCGGAUGAUUGGAAGGGAUCACACACUGUGAUGUUAGACGGAAAAGUAAUCGGCUUGAUUGAAGACAAAAUCGUCUCUAGAGUCGUUGACAAACUACGAGUUCUGAAAAUAAAUAGCAAAAUUCCUCCUACGACGGAAAUUGUACUGGUUCCAAAGAAAAAGGUCCGAGCACAAUACCCGGGUUUGUUUUUGUUCACUGGACCCGCGAGAAUGAUGAGGCCUGUUCACAAUUUGGCGGUGCAGAAAACUGAACUGAUUGGAACAUUUGAACAAGUUUACUUAGACAUUUGUAUUAAACCGGAAGAAGCUUACGAGGGGUUAACAACUUAUCAGGAAUUAUCAAAGACUGCCUUUCUCAGUAAUCUGGCUUGUCUGAUUCCUAUGCCAGACAAUAACCAGAGUCCUAGGAAUAUGUACCAGUGUCAGAUGGGUAAACAAACAAUGGGAACUCCGUGUCUCAAUUGGCUUCAGCAAUCUGAGACAAAAUUAUACAGAUUGCAAACUCCAGCGACUCCCUUAUUCAGACCAACUCACCACGAUGACAUCGGAUUGGAUCACUUUGCCAUGGGCACCAACGCUAUAGUAGCCGUUAUUUCAUACACGGGAUACGACAUGGAAGAUGCUAUGAUAAUAAAUAAAGCAUCUUAUGACAGGGGACUCGCCUAUGGUAUGAUCUAUCAUUCUGAAUUCGUCGACUUGAAGGAGCCGAAGGAUUACUUUGCUCUGGAUCCCAAAAAUACAGAUUAUGAGGGCUUUUUACAAGCGGACGGUAUGCCGAUUCCUGGCACUAAGCUUAAAAAGAAGGACCCAUUUUAUUCUUACUGGGAUUCAGAUCGCUGCGAAUUCUCAGUAAAAAAAUACAUGGGCACGGAAGAGGUUUACGUAGAUAAUGUGAAACUAUGCGGUUCUUUCCAGAAUGGUGCUCCUAGAAGGGCUUGUAUUACUUAUCGAAUUCCGCGUAAUCCGGCUAUUGGAGACAAAUUCGCUUCCAGGGCAGGACAGAAAGGUAUCUGUUCUCAAAUGUGGCCUCAAGAAGAUUUGCCUGUUUCGGAAACGGGAUUGGUACCGGAUAUUAUUUUCAAUCCUCACGGAUUUCCGAGUCGUAUGACAAUUGCUAUGAUGAUCGAGGUAAUGGCUGGAAAAUCCGCAGCAAUUCACGGACUUGUACACGAUGCAACGCCAUUUAGAUAUUCAGAAGAUGACACUGCCAUCGACUAUUUUGGACAAUUGUUGAUAGCUGGUGGUUAUAAUUACUACGGGACGGAAAAAAUGUACAGCGGAAUCACUGGAACGGAAUUGGAAGCGAGUAUCUUUAUGGGAAUUGUUCAUUAUCAAAGGCUUCGUCAUAUGGUCUCAGACAAGUGGCAGGUGAGAAGCACCGGACCUAUAGAUGCUUUGACUAGGCAACCAAUUAAAGGACGAAGAAGAGGUGGAGGCAUCAGAUUUGGAGAAAUGGAACGCGAUUCUUUGAUUUCGCACGCGUGUUCUUUCCUUCUACAAGAUCGCUUGUUUCACUGCUCAGACGAAACCACGAUGCUGGUUUGUAAAAAAUGUGGCACUCUGCUUGGGCCAGGAAUGGAGGUGGCUCAAAGUAAAGCAGGCUUUGAUGAGAGGAGAAUCAGAUGUAAAUUAUGUGACGACGAAAGUUCAUCCAAGGAAGUCGAUAUACCCUACAUUUUCCGCUACCUAGUCUACGAACUAGCUUCCUGUAAUAUAAAUGUAAAACUCGAAAUCAGUGAAAAGUGAGUGUAGUUUCUUCGUACGCUCAAUAAAGUAGGUAUAUUUUAAUACAUUUCUAUUAUAAAGAAACUUGAAAUCUAUGUUUCCAUUAGGAAAUUAAAAAUAAACUAAGAAAGGAA
Belonocnema kinseyi is the source of this 3479-nucleotide messenger RNA. It is a transcript of the gene RpI135, whose product is annotated as DNA-directed RNA polymerase I subunit RPA2. NCBI's taxonomy places the organism in Eukaryota, Metazoa, Arthropoda, Insecta, Hymenoptera, Cynipidae. The record is from RefSeq and is a predicted model, not a curated record. Gene Ontology annotation, cellular component: nucleus; RNA polymerase I complex. The transcript is spliced from 15 exons. Gene Ontology annotation, molecular function: DNA-directed RNA polymerase activity; ribonucleoside binding; DNA binding. Gene Ontology annotation, biological process: DNA-templated transcription. The coding region runs from base 1 to 3366 and encodes 1121 amino acids.